AUGGACUCUAACGAAUCUGCAGCACUCCCGGGCGUCUCUCCUUCCUCUCCAUCUGCAAAAAACGAAGAAGAAAAAGAAAUUAAAUAUGCGCAAACUCCAACACCUUCUGCUGCUGCUACAUCACCUUUAGGCAACCGACGACUUCUACCUGCAGCCUUCGUUGAUCAACCGCGAGGCGCUUGGCGCUCUUCGUUGCAUAUCUCUUCUUCUUCUUCUCCUUCUUCUCUUCCCCCCCCUUCUUCUUCUCUAUACACACAGCCGCUCACAGCCACACUGCCCGCCACCUUUGCUGCUGCUUCUGUAUUCAACAAAAGCAGCAUCAGCUGCAGCAGCACCAGCAGCGGAGUGCGAUUUCCUUCGGUCCUUCCGCCUGCUGCUGGUGUCCCCACUCGGCUGUCUGUACAGCCUCCCUCCACUGGAUUCCCGCCUCGUCUGGUGAAAGAAGAAGAAUAUAAUUUUAAAUCUUCUGCUUUUGCUGCUGGGAGCCCGACAUACCCUCUGCCGGUUCUUCUUUGCUCUCCUCUCCGACCCACAGGAAGAAAAGAAGUUCUCACCUCCCCAGCAGCAGCAGCAGCAACAGCAACAGCACCAGCAGCAGCAGGAGGGGCUCCCAGAGUCCAAAUCGUCGAGAUAGAGGCGAAGCCGCACCAGUACCAGCAGCACCAGCACCAGCAGCAGCAGCAGCAGCAGCAGCAGCAGCAGCUGCCCGGGUAUCCGUUUCAAGUUUAUGCGGCUCCUUCCUCUUAUCCUCGCCCUCUGCCUUUGACUUACCCAGCCUAUUCGCCAUCCCCUCCGGGUGUAUCGACAGUCGCGAGGUUUCGCCUGCCGCCUUCAAAUGCGCCGACUGCCUUUGUACUACCUAUGAAAGAAAUGGAGACCUGCACAAAGCUGCAGAGCAGACAUGCAUCUCCUUUCCUCACCACUUAUGUUCUUGAUGGGGCGCGGCCUCCUCAUCGUAGACGGAAUGUAGCUGCGGGGCGGAGGCGAAGUUUAUGCGAAGAGUUUGUACUGCCGUGUCUAGACACCUUAAUUGGUGCUCUUAGUAGAGUGUGCAACUGUUCAAAUGACCUAGACUUCUCUUCUUCUAAGAACCUUCCUCAAGCGAUGCUUCAUCAACAACUCCCUCCUACAGGCGACUCCGUCUGUCUGCGCUGCGGGGCCUUCGUUGAUUCACGAGCAAUAACAUCAGGCUGGACGGGUGCUGCUGCUGCUGCUGCAGGUGCGGGUGUAGGCACUGGGGCUUAUCAGCAGCAGCAGCAGCAGUCGUUUGGGGGCGGGAUGUUGUCUUCUUUCUUUUCUUCAUCUCAGACGCAGCAGCAGAACCAGCGAAACAAAGAAGGGAGAAUUCCUUUACCAACUUUUUCAUAUUCCUCUGCUGUUUCGCCUCGGGGGGUAAAUCAAUCAGACACAAAGAAGAAAGGAGAGAAAAAAAAAGAAGACGCAGCAACUCGAGCUGCCCGCCUCGGGCGUCUGCGGAGUUCUGCUCUGGGAUUCCCAACGGAUGAUGAGGGUUUGGUGGCUCUGCCGGCGUUCUCUUUAAAUGGAGCACGGUGA
Molecule: messenger RNA, 1554 nt
Organism: Eimeria acervulina
Lineage: Eukaryota; Apicomplexa; Conoidasida; Eucoccidiorida; Eimeriidae
Exons: 3
Coding region: 1-1554 (517 amino acids)
Source: RefSeq, a predicted model, not a curated record